Messenger RNA from Styela clava, 1736 nucleotides. Its product is annotated as A-kinase anchor protein 7 isoforms delta and gamma-like. NCBI's taxonomy places the organism in Eukaryota, Metazoa, Chordata, Ascidiacea, Stolidobranchia, Styelidae. The record is from RefSeq and is a predicted model, not a curated record. Gene Ontology annotation, molecular function: protein kinase A regulatory subunit binding. Gene Ontology annotation, cellular component: cytosol.
AAAAAAAAAAAAUCGUUGCGACAAACGCUAUAAAUAAGGGAACGCGAUCUUGGACCGAACCUGGAAAGAUAGUGACAACCACCAAGACAGGCGGAACAUCAGAACCGCAGAAACAACUUCCAUCUCGGAAAAAGAAAUUUCAGCGGAGAACAAAAGAUAAAAACAAAAGAAAAUUGGAGAUGAAUGAAAACGCAGAUGCUAACUUUAUUCGACCAACUCACUUUUUAGCGGUUCAAAUAACCGAUCCGAUCAUCAAAGGUAAAAUGAAAGAGGUUCAAGAUUGCAUUGUGGCAAAGGAGAGUAUAUUGGAAAAUGUUGUAGUUGGUGUUGAUCUUGCUCACAUUACUCUUUGUCUAUUGUCUCUCCCGAAUGAAAGCACUGUGAAUGAAGCAAAUAAAAUACUGCAAAGAUGUAGAGAUGACUUGAUGUCAAUAUUAGAUGGUGAGCCUAUGAAUCUCCAUAUUUCUGGCAUUGGACAUUUUGAUAAAAGAGUGGUAUUUGCUAAAGUUGUUCCUGGUGACAAUGAAGAAAAGCUGAAACUGUUUUCAGAACAUUUCGACAAGGAAUUUGCAUUGUUGAAGAGUACAAAUCCGUUUGAAUACACUCCACAUGUUACUUUAAUGAAACUUUCCAAAUUGAGAAGUUUUGCAAUGAAGAAAAAGAUCAGGCAAAUCAGCCCAAAGCAUUUUGAAGACAUUGAAGAUAUGGACUUUGGUCAUCAGAAUGUUAAAACGGUGCAAUUACUUGCCAUGUCAAGGAAGAAAGCAACGGAAUAUUAUUUUUGUGAGAGCGAUAUAUCAGUAGACAUUGAAGAAUCUAAUGUUGAAACUACUGAAGCUGAAUAUGCAGAAGAAUGAACAGCAAGUAUUUGCACAAAUCUUACAGCUGAAACUAAAUUUAUAUUGUAUGAAACCCCAAGAACUUGUAUAAAUGUGCCAAACAAUUAAUAUAAAAAAUAUAUAUGUUUAUUCACUUCAACUGUAGUGUUCUUCUUUUAAUUAACUUUGUGUGUUCGGGAAAUUGAAUAUAAUGAAUGUAAGUAGUUAUGUAGAAAUCAUUAUUUUAUUGCAAUUUGGAAUCCCUUUGAUUUUGAUAUUCUCAAAUUAAAUCAGUAUUUCCUAUUUUUCUCUAUCUUCAACCAUUGUUUUUAUUUAUUACUUUCCAAUUGGUGUCAUAUUGAUUCUCCAGCUAUAGUGUAUAAUCAAUAGUUAAAAAUGGUUUUCUGUUCAAUGGUGCAAAUUUUUGUUUUUUAAAAAGCAUGGAUCUAUAUUUUUAUGCUCAUUUGUAUAUAAUGGUUGGCUAUAAUGGUUGGCCAGAAUGCAGAAGGAUUGGCUGUGUGAAUCUGGUCUACAGGAGCCCAUAUCCAGCUAGUACUUCUGGAAUCCUGUUUUUUCAAUUUCGGUAUUAUUAGAAAAGCGAUAAAAUCUUGCAAAAGAGUACAUUUCACAGAUAGACAGCCAUGUUUUGUCUCAGUAUUUGGAUAUCAUUUAAUUAAUGUUUACACAUACCUAAUAAUAUACUUGGAAUGUGAUAAGAGUAUAGUGUAUUGAUAAUCGCAUUUGCGAAAAAUUUGCCUUGAUGUAGGCUUCUGUUUUUUAUUGUGAAACAUUUUCAUCAUUUAUAAUUUUCAUGAAAAUUUGAUUUAAACUUGUGCAAGUUUCUAUGAAUUUUGUCAUUGACUAUUGCAUGUUCGUUGAUAUUUAUGUUUUUCUUGUGAUUUGUGUGCAUUAUUACAG